AUGGCUGAACAAGCUCCCUCCCAAGGUCAAAGUCAAGGUCCAGGUCAAGGUGAUGUCGAACGCGGCCCAUCCCGUAUCUCUCAACAAUCUUCAAGACGUAUCUCCCGUGUGUCUUACAAAGAGGAUUGGGCGAACCUUGACGAGUAUGGCAAGCUUGUGAAGUACGUCUCGACCUACCGCGAGCCUGGCAGGGAAGAGGGUGUCGAGGAAGAACAAGUGAAGCGAGUGUGGUACGCUCCUUGGAAGAAGCGCAAGGUCAAAGUCAAGCAAGUAGAUAAAGAACCGGGCCAAUUUCCGCCAGAAUGGCUCAUUACAGACAUUCGUCAAGGCCUGCCCAGCUCGGAAGUUCCUAUCAGACGUCGUGCCUCAGGAUGGAACGAACUCACAUCUGAGAAGGAAAACCCGAUCGCCAAGAUCCUGUCCUAUUUCAGAGGUCCAAUUCUCUACGUCAUGGAGUUGGCCGUCCUUCUUGCGGCAGGUCUGGAUGACUGGAUUGACUUUGGUGUCAUUAUCGGUAUCUUGUGUCUGAACGCCUCAGUCGGUUGGUAUCAGGAAAAACAGGCUGCCGACGUUGUUGCCAGUUUGAAGGGAGAUAUUGCCAUGAGAGCGACAGUCGUUCGUGACGGUCAGCAACAAGAGAUCUUGGCCCGAGAGCUUGUUCCUGGUGAUGUGAUCAUUGUUGGUGAAGGUCAAGUGGUUCCUGCUGAUGCAAAGAUUAUCUGCGAUUACAAUGACCCCAAUGGUUGGGAAGAAUUUCAAAGAAUGCAGGAACAAGGCGAUCUCAGUAGCACUUCUGAGUCCGAUGUCGAGGAAAAUGAGAAAGAAGGCAAGGAAGGGGAGGAUGAACAGCAGUCCUCCAGAAAACGCAGUCACCCCAUCCUUGCCUGCGAUCAUUCGGCCAUUACAGGAGAGUCUCUUGCUGUCGAUCGCUAUAUGGGUCAAGUGAUCUACUAUACCACCGGUUGCAAGCGCGGCAAGGCCUACGCAGUUGUCCAGAGCGGUGCGAGGACCUCUUUCGUUGGCAAAACCGCCUCUAUGGUUUUGGCAGCUAAGGGGGCCGGGCAUUUCGAAAUUGUCAUGGACCAGAUUGGUACAUCCCUUUUGGUUAUUGUCAUGGCAUGGAUUCUGGCUGCCUGGAUUGGAGGCUUCUUCCGCCAUAUCCCCAUUGCUUCGCCUCCCCAGCAGACGCUUCUUCACUAUACACUGUCGCUACUGAUUAUCGGUGUCCCCGUCGGUCUUCCCGUCGUUACCACCACCACUAUGGCUGUUGGAGCAGCGUAUCUGGCAAAGAAGAAGGCUAUUGUGCAAAAACUGACUGCGAUUGAAUCACUUGCUGGCGUCGAUAUCCUCUGUUCUGAUAAAACGGGAACCUUGACGGCCAACAAGUUGAGCAUUCGAGAGCCAUAUGUGGCAGAGGGUGUGGACGUCGACUGGAUGUUUGCCGUGGCCGCCCUGGCAUCAUCUCAUAAUAUCGAAUCGCUUGAUCCCAUCGAUAAGGUUACCAUUCUCACGCUCAGGCAGUAUCCUAGAGCAAGAGAGAUUCUUCGACGGGGUUGGAAGACGGAAAAAUAUAUCCCAUUCGACCCCGUUUCGAAGCGAAUCGUGACCGUGGCCACCUGUGAUGGAAUCAGGUAUACCUGUACCAAGGGUGCCCCCAAGGCAGUGCUUACCCUUACCAACUGUCCUAAAGAAGUUGCCGAUGUCUACAAGAACAAGGCACAGGAAUUUGCCCACAGAGGCUUCCGAUCCUUGGGUGUUGCAGUUCAGAAAGAGGGAGAGGAUUGGACGCUUCUCGGUAUGCUUCCCAUGUUCGAUCCACCCCGGGAAGAUACCGCGCAUACGAUCAAUGAAGCCCAGAAUCUUGGAAUCAGCGUCAAGAUGCUUACAGGUGAUGCAUUGGCUAUUGCCAAGGAGACAUGCAAAAUGCUCGCACUGGGAACCAAGGUGUAUAAUUCCGAUAAGCUCAUUCAUGGUGGCCUCAGUGGCGUCAUGGCAAGUGAUCUGGUUGAAAAAGCCGACGGCUUCGCGGAAGUCUUCCCAGAACAUAAAUAUCAGGUGGUGCAAAUGCUCCAGGAACGAGGACACCUGACGGCCAUGACUGGUGACGGAGUGAACGAUGCGCCGUCGUUGAAGAAAGCUGAUUGCGGUAUUGCGGUAGAAGGCGCAACCGAGGCAGCGCAAUCUGCGUCGGACAUUGUGUUCUUGGAGCCCGGAUUGUCUACCAUCAUUGACUCGAUCAAGGUGGCUCGGCAGAUUUUCCACCGCAUGAAGUCCUACAUCCAGUAUCGUAUCGCGCUUUGCUUGCACCUGGAGAUCUACCUGGUGACGUCCAUGAUCAUCCUCAACGAAAGCAUCCGCGUCGAGUUGAUUGUCUUCCUUGCUCUUUUCGCUGAUUUGGCUACUGUAGCAGUGGCCUAUGAUAAUGCCUCCUUUGAACUGCGUCCUGUGGAGUGGCAGCUUCCUAAGAUCUGGUUCAUCUCCGUACUCCUGGGCCUGCUGUUGGCGUUGGGUACCUGGGUCGUGCGCGGUACCAUGUUCCUUCCAUCCGGCGGUAUCAUCCAGAACUGGGGCUCUGUCCAGGAAGUCCUUUUCCUGGAAGUCGCCCUCACCGAGAACUGGCUCAUUUUCGUUACUCGCGGCGUGGAGACUUGGCCGUCCAUCCACCUGGUCACUGCCAUUUUGGGUGUGGACAUCCUGGCCACCAUUUUCUGCUUGUUCGGUUGGUUCUCGAACGAGACAAUGCCGACCAACCCGGCCGACUCGUUCGUCGAAACCCGCAACGGCUGGACGGAUAUUGUCACCGUCGUCCGUGUCUGGGGCUUCUCGCUCGGUGUGGAGAUUGUCAUUGCGCUCGUGUACUACAUGCUCAACAAGUUCAAGUGGCUCGAGAACCUUGGCCGAGCCAAGCGAGACAAAGGCGAUAUCAAGAUUCAGAAUCUGCUCGGUCAUCUGGCUCGGUUGACCGUCGAGUACGAUCAGCCCGGUCAGCCCAAGGGUCGCUUCUUCCUUACAUCGAGCAAGGAAGAAGAGGAGGCCGAGUAG
Aspergillus fischeri NRRL 181 is the source of this 3042-nucleotide messenger RNA. RefSeq names its product putative plasma membrane H(+)ATPase. Gene Ontology annotation, biological process: regulation of intracellular pH; proton export across plasma membrane. The coding region runs from base 1 to 3042 and encodes 1013 amino acids. The transcript has 4 exons. Lineage: Eukaryota; Fungi; Ascomycota; Eurotiomycetes; Eurotiales; Aspergillaceae. Gene Ontology annotation, molecular function: P-type proton-exporting transporter activity; ATP hydrolysis activity; ATP binding. The record is from RefSeq and is a predicted model, not a curated record. Gene Ontology annotation, cellular component: plasma membrane.